AUGGCUGCCUCAUUCGCUUACUUGAGAGACGUACGUCCAUACAAAACCUCUUGGAGAAUUCAGGUGAAAGUUCUCCAUUCAUGGCGCCCGACUACCAGCGAGAAUCUUGAAUGUAUUUUCUCCGACGAAAAGAAUGUUAAGAUUCAUGCUAUGCUGAAAAAGGACUUGGUGAACCGCUAUGCCAACAAACUUACUGUUGGUGACUGGAAGUUCAUUGAGACUUUCCAGCUGACUAAUGCUUAUGUGGUAACUCCCAAUGACUCUGUCUCUGAUUCAAGCUACUUAUCCUUGGUUGAUUUCCACAAAAUUAUGAGCGGUGAACAAAAAGAUCACAUGUUGAUAGAUGUCAUGGGUCAGAUUGUGAACAUUGGAGAGAUUGAAACUGUGGAGGCUAACAAUAAGCCAACUGCAAAGCUGGAUUUUGAGAUGAGGGAUCAAAGUGAUGAGAGAUUGCCAUGUACCUUGUGGGGAGAAUUUGCAGAACAAGUUUACAGAGCUUGUGCUAAGGCUGAUGGCAUCAUGGUUUUUUAUGUAAUCCGUUUUGCGAAAAUCAAGUCUUACAAUGGUACAAAAAGUGUUGGCAAUGCAUACAAUGCUUCACAAGUAUAUGUUAAUCCGCCAUUUCCAGAAGUAGAUGUCUUUACCGCAUCUCUUCCUAAAGAUGGUCUGACUCUUACUAUUCGUUCGAAUCCUCCACGUCUCGCACUUCUGAAUUCGAUAAAUGAUGAUAAGUGUCUCGAACACCUCAGAAUGACCAUCUCUGAACUUUUAGCUACUUACGAGGUAGGUAAAGUUAGACUACACUACACAAUCUACGCAAUAGAUACAGAUUGGGCCUGGUACUAUAUCAGUUGUCGUAACUGCAACAAGAAAGUGACUCCACUAAAUGUCGGAGACAAUACUAUGAGCCAAAAGGGAACUAAACCAAAAUUUUGGUGUGCUACGUGCAAGUCUCCAGUCAGUAGCGUUGGUCCAAAAUAUGGACUCUACGCUAAGGUACUGGACAUCACUGGAGAAACUAAAUGUCUACUGUAUGAUAGUGUUGCUCAAGAUAUCAUUGGUGAACCCGCCACGUCUGUUCUUGGUGGCUGUCUUAAAGAGAUUGAGGACCCAGAAAACAUUCCUCCACAAAUUCAGGCUUUGGUUGGGAAAACUUUUGUCUUCCUCAUUGCUGUAACUGCAGAAAACAUUUUCGAUGGGAAGGAUUCGUAUAGAGUCUCAAAAGUGCUGGAAAAGAAUGGUCUGUUAUCUGAAGAUGCUCCUGAAGAUUCUUUGGAAAUGGUAACCCAGGGUACAAUCGAAUCUUGCGAUCAGCUAAUGUUGACUUACAGUCAAGACACAACCGACUCCACGACACCUUCAUCAAAGCGGUUAUAUGCACCUAAUGUUGAGUCUUCUGAUCAAGCUUCCACCUCGAAAAAAUUGCGUACACCAUUGAAUGAAUUUGAAACAGGAGACAAGGAGUUUCUUUUGAAAUGUGGGACUCUAGAUUUUGAAGAGGGAGACAAGAAAGAUAAAGUGAUGCCUAAUCAAGAGAAGGUGGCUAAGCCUAUCUUGGCUAUGCCACCUAAUGAAGAGAAUGUUACUAAGCCUACAGCAGUGAUGCUUAAGGAAGAGAAGGUUACUAAUCCUACAGCAGUGAUGCCUAAUGAAGAGAAGGUUACUAAGCAGGUUACUAAGCCUACAUGA
Camelina sativa (false flax) is the source of this 1689-nucleotide messenger RNA. NCBI's taxonomy places the organism in Eukaryota, Viridiplantae, Streptophyta, Magnoliopsida, Brassicales, Brassicaceae. The record is from RefSeq and is a predicted model, not a curated record.